AUGCCAUCUUCCGCUGUCUUGUUUCCAAGCUUUGUUUGGUUUCUAUACCUCUUUUGCUUCCUUUGCAGCCUACCACUAGCCAUCUGCAAGGAAACUGAAAAUGAUAGACAGGCCCUCCUUUGCUUCAAGUCCAGACUCUCAGGCCCAGCACGAGUUUUAGCUUCAUGGAGCAAUAAGUCCUUUGAUGUUUGCGAGUGGCAUGGGAUCACCUGCAGCAAACCGUAUCCUCGCCGUGUGAUUGCGCUGGACCUCGAGUCGGAAGGCAUAUCAGGCUCCAUAUCACCUUGCGUUGCUAACCUGACUUCUAUUACAAGGCUGCAGCUGUCAAACAACAACUUCAGUGGUGGCAUACCAUCGGAGAUUGGCCUCCUGCGCCGUCUCCGUGAGCUCAACCUCGGCAGGAACAAUUUGGAAGGUAACAUACCGCCAUCUUUGGGCACCAGCCCUUCUCUCACAUAUGUCAAUCUUGGGGUGAACGCUCUAACAGGGGUCAUCCCGGAGUCCCUGGCAUAUAGUUCAUCCUUCCGAAUACUUUGGCUCAAUGGCAAUAGUCUUGGUGGAAAACUGCCAAAGGCUCUCUUCAACUCAUCAUCUCUUGUUGACAUUUCCCUCCAACAGAACAACCUUGUUGGUUCCAUACCUGUUGUUACUGCCACCUCUCCCCCUAUUGAAUACCUCGAUUUAAGUGAUAAUCAUAUUUCAGGAAAAAUACCUUCCUCACUAGGGAACCUUUCCUCCCUUGUGGAUCUUCGUCUUACGGGGAACAAUUUAGUCGGGAGCAUACCAGAGAGCUUAGGUCAUAUCUCACCUCUGCAGAUACUGGCAUUGACUGCCAACAACUUGUCUGGGACAGUUCCACCAUCUCUCUUCAAUAUGUCAUCUCUGACAUUUCUUAGCCUAGGAAACAACUCGCUUGUUGGAAGGUUACCCCCUAAUAUUAGCUACACACUCCCGAAUAUUCAGACAUUAGUGCUCUCAACAAACAAGUUUGAAAGCCCAAUCCCAGCUUCUCUUCCAAAAGUUUACAACCUUCGUCAGCUUUACUUGUAUAACAACACACUAACUGGGUUCAUACCCUUCUUUGGGUCAUUGCCAAAUUUGGAGGAACUUGAUUUGUCAUACAACAGGCUAGCAACAGGAAACUGGGGAUUUAUGUCUUCACUCGCAAAUUGUACCAGGUUGACUAAGCUGCUGUUGGUUGGGAACAAUCUUCAAGGCAAAAUGCCAAGUUCGAUAGGCAAUCUUUCUGAUAGUCUUGAGUGGCUUUGGCUAAGGGAAAACCAAAUUUCUGGGCCUAUACCACAAGAGAUUGGCAAUCUUAAGAGCCUCACUAGGGUUUACAUGGAUUACAAUCUUAUCACUGGAAAUAUACCACCAACUAUUGGUAAUUUGCACCGCUUGGUCCAUCUAUCUUUUGCACACAACAAACUGUCAGGGCAAAUCCCAGAUACUAUUGGUAAUCUUGUUAAGCUAAUUUCAUUGAAACUGGAUGAGAACAACAUUAGUGGAAGGAUACCUGCAAGUAUAGGAAGUUGUACUCAACUCGAGGAACUCAACCUUCGUCAGAACUCACUAGGUGGGAGUAUAUUUUAA
This is a messenger RNA of Triticum turgidum subsp. durum (durum wheat), 1593 nucleotides long. The record is from the annotation of a GenBank genome assembly. Lineage: Eukaryota; Viridiplantae; Streptophyta; Magnoliopsida; Poales; Poaceae.